Neurospora tetraspora is the source of this 4590-nucleotide messenger RNA. Its product is annotated as heavy metal translocatin. NCBI's taxonomy places the organism in Eukaryota, Fungi, Ascomycota, Sordariomycetes, Sordariales, Sordariaceae. The record is from RefSeq and is a predicted model, not a curated record. Gene Ontology annotation, molecular function: P-type divalent copper transporter activity; ATP binding; copper ion binding. Gene Ontology annotation, biological process: monoatomic cation transport; copper ion homeostasis. Gene Ontology annotation, cellular component: membrane. The transcript has 6 exons. The coding region runs from base 294 to 4238 and encodes 1314 amino acids.
GACUGCAGCCUUUGGUGGAGUUAACCCGGGGUAGGUACACCCGCCAUAAGGCUGAAAGCUCCAACGAGCAAGUGUGGCUUGCGUCCAGCGGGGUAUCUCCGCCGGCGCCGAGCCCGCUGGCAAUCAACUGAACUUCACGCAUUCGGUUGGCAGGAGCAAUUGCCUCCGGCUUCAACGCAGUUCGCCAAGCAAGCCAUGGAGAUUAUAGAGCACAAAUUUCUGGGCGAUUAUGGGUUUCAUAAUCCUUAAUAUGUUGAUCUCAGUUUAAUUUUAGCAUUUACUGUGUAAACAACAUGGUUUUGCUCGUAGCCGGAGGUGUUCGUGAAGCUUUCCCUGUUCUUUCUGGAGAUGAAGGUACUUCCACUGAUACCGAAACCCUUCCCGUGUUGUGGUGUUGUGGUGUUGCUGGAGGCAGCAAUUCUCCUUGUGCUUUCCUACCGCCCUUUCGACCAUCAUACGAGGCCACAAACUCACUCGUUUUCUCAGCCCCUGUUGUGUUAUACCCUCCACAACUGUUUCUCGGUCAAGCUGAGCACGCAAGCCACAAGACGGGAAGCAUGACUCUCGAUUUGGAUUAUGUGUCUUAUAUAGGCGGCGUGUGCCGUAGUAAGCAAGAUGCAAUAUUUUCUCGCAUGAUGCCUUGUGAUACCUUUGUGGCCGUUGCUUUCGGACAAUAUCAUACGAGAUUGUUGGACUGUUUGUCGGUGUUGGUUCCAGUCCCAUCUGGGCACAUGGCUACCACAACCCUCAAGGUUGAGGGUAUGACAUGCGGCGCCUGUACUUCGGCCGUUGAAUCUGGCUUCAAGGGCGUCGACGGAGUGGGUAGCGUAUCGGUUAGCCUGGUAAUGGAACGCGCCGUGGUUAUGCACGACCCCGACCGGAUAACUGCCGACCAAGUUAAAGAAAUCAUCGAAGACCGAGGGUUCGACGCCGAGGUGCUGGCCACCGACCUCCCGACGCCUAUGAUCGCCAGCCACCCCGAACAAGACCUGAAAGCUUCCGACGAUUCCCCGUUAAUGGUCACCACUGUCGCAAUCGAGGGCAUGACAUGCGGCGCUUGCACAUCAGCGGUCGAAGGCGCAUUCAAGGACGUAUCUGGCGUACGGCACUUUAGCAUUUCCCUACUCUCCGAGAGAGCCGUUAUCGAGCAUGACCCGACACUGUUGAGCGCCGAAGCCAUUUGCGAAGCCAUUGAAGAUCGCGGGUUUGAUGCGACUGUUGUUGAGAGUGUUCACAAGCAACCCGAAAGAGAAUCGGUUUCCGGCGCGGCGACAUCCUCCAAACCGUCAAGCGCGACCACGACGGUAGCAAUCGAGGGCAUGACUUGCGGCGCUUGCACUUCAGCCGUGGAACAAGGAUUCAAGGAUGUGAACGGAGUUCUGAAAUUCAACAUCAGCCUUCUCGCUGAGCGAGCGGUUAUUUUGCACGAUCUAUCACUAUUAUCGGCUGAUAAGAUCGUUGAAAUCAUCGAGGAUCGAGGUUUUGACGCCAAGAUUCUAACAACUACGUUUGAUCAACCUAAUCACUCUAGCGGCACUUCGACAGCACAGUUCAAGAUCUAUGGAAACCUUGACGCCGCCGCAGCUAACAAGCUAGAAGAGGAGGUUCUUACGCUCCCUGGUGUUACUAGCGCCAAACUGGCCAUUGCGACCUCCAGACUGACUGUCACCCAUAUGCCUAAUGUUACUGGACUCCGAGCUAUUGUCGAAACUGUCGAAGGCGCCGGCUUCAAUGCCCUUGUGGCAGACAAUGAUGACAACAAUGCCCAGCUGGAGUCACUCGCCAAGACGCGGGAGAUCAACGAAUGGAAGCAGGCAUUCAGGAUCUCGGCUGCUUUCGCCGUCCCGGUCUUUUUUAUCAGCAUGAUCUUCCCCAUGUUCCUGAAGUUCCUUGACUUUGGGAAAGUCAGACUAAUUCCGGGUUUAUAUCUUGGAGAUGUGGUCUGCUUGGUUCUCACGAUACCGGUUCAAUUUGGCAUCGGAAAGCGCUUCUAUGUUUCGGCUUGGAAGUCAAUAAAACAUAAAUCGCCGACCAUGGAUGUCCUUGUUGUUCUCGGUACCUCAUGCGCUUUCUUUUUCAGCAUUGUCGCGAUGACAGUCUCGAUCGUAUUUCCUCCGCACACCCGGCCGAGCACCAUCUUCGACACAAGUACCAUGCUGAUCACCUUCAUCACCCUCGGCCGUUUCCUCGAAAACCGGGCCAAGGGUCAGACAUCCAAAGCGCUCUCGCGCCUCAUGUCCUUGGCUCCAUCGAUGGCUACCAUCUAUGCGGACCCCAUCGCGGCGCAAAAGGCUGCCGAGGGUUGGGAUCGCAACGCAGACUCCUCCGACUCUCAAGAGCCGCGUGAAGGCAAUGCAGCGGAGGAGAAAGUCAUCCCUACAGAACUUAUCCAGGUUGGCGACAUCGUUCUCCUUCGUCCCGGUGACAAGAUCCCCGCAGAUGGUGUUCUUGUCAGGGGUGAGACAUAUGUCGACGAAAGUAUGGUUACCGGAGAAGCCAUGCCCGUUCAGAAGAAGAAGGGAAGCAUGCUAAUCGGUGGCACGGUCAACGGGGCUGGGCGAGUUGACUUCCGUGUCACUCGUGCAGGCCGGGACACUCAGCUCAGCCAGAUCGUCAAGCUGGUCCAAGACGCUCAGACGACCCGUGCUCCCAUUCAGCGCCUGGCGGACACUAUAGCUGGCUACUUCGUCCCGAUGAUCCUGUUGCUUGGUAUGAUGACAUUCUUUACCUGGAUGAUUCUUAGCCAUGUCUUGUCAACUCCCCCGAAGAUCUUCUUGGAGGACGCAAGUGGUGGCAAGAUCAUGGUGUGCGUCAAACUCUGCAUUUCUGUCAUUGUGUUCGCGUGCCCUUGCGCUCUCGGUCUCGCAACCCCUACCGCCGUCAUGGUCGGUACGGGUGUUGGAGCGGAGAACGGCAUUCUGGUCAAGGGUGGUGCUGCCCUCGAGACCAUUACCAAGAUCACCCAGGUGGUUCUCGACAAGACCGGCACCAUCACGUAUGGCAAGAUGAGCGUCGCCAAAACCAACAUUGUUUCGGUAUGGCAGGACAAUGACUGGCGCCGUCGUCUGUGGUGGACUCUCGUGGGCCUGGCUGAAAUGGGUAGUGAACACCCUGUCGGCAAAGCGGUCCUCAACGCAGCCAAAACAGAGCUUGGUCUCGAUGUGGAAGGAACCAUUGAUGGUACCAUUGGCAACUUCACUGUAGCCGUGGGCCAGGGCAUUACCGCGGAGGUUGAGCCAGCUACUUCCCUGGAGAGGACGCGUUACCGGGUACACGUGGGCAACGUUCGCUUCCUCCGGGACAACAACAUCGAGAUCCCCGAGUCCGCAAUCGAGGCCGCCGAAGAAAUCAACGAAGCCGCCGCAAGCUCUCGCUCCAAGUCCACCCCCUCCAACACCCCAGCCGGCACCACCAACAUCUUCAUCGGCAUCGACGGCAAGUACGCCGGCCACCUCUGUCUUUCCGACACCAUCAAAGACGGCGCCGCCGCCGCCAUCGCCGUCCUCCACCGCAUGGGCGUCAAGACCGCCAUCGUCACCGGCGACCAACGCAGCACCGCACUCGCCGUUGCCUCCGCCGUCGGCAUCGACCCGGAGGACGUCUACGCCGGCGCCUCGCCCGACCAAAAACAAGCCAUCAUCCAACAACUCCAAUCCCACGGCGCUGUCGUCGCCAUGGUCGGCGACGGCAUCAACGACUCUCCGGCCCUGGCCACCGCAGACGUCGGCAUCGCCAUGAGCUCCGGCACAGACGUGGCCAUGGAGGCCGCCGACGUGGUGCUCAUGCGACCUAAUGACCUGAUGGACAUCCCUGCCGCGCUGCACCUCGCCCGCACCAUCUUCCGCCGCAUCAAGAUGAACCUGGCGUGGGCGUGCAUGUAUAACCUGAUCGGCCUGCCGUUCGCCAUGGGCAUCUUUUUGCCGUUUGGGUACCACCUGCAUCCCAUGGGCGCGGGCGCCGCUAUGGCGGCUAGCAGUGUUAGUGUUGUGGUCAGCAGUUUGUUUCUCAAGUUCUGGACGAGACCGAAGUGGAUGGAUAAGGCGCUCUAUGAGUUUGAGAUGGACAAGAAUGGUGGUUUGAUUAAGGGAGGUCUCAGGAAGCGCGGUGCCGGAUGGGGUCUGUUUGGUGGGGUUGUUACCAAGGUCCGGGAUUUCCUGGGAGUCGGUGCGGCGAGGAGGAAUAAUGAUGAUGGAUAUGUCCCGCUUGAUAAUCUUGAUGCGGCUGAGCAUGCUGUGUAAUAAGGGUGUUUCUAGGUCUGGGAGAGAGAGAGAAGAAAGAGGGAGACUUACAUGAAAAAGAAGAGGAUGGAUGUAAGGAACGAGGAUACCUACGUACAUACAUACAUACAGAAACGAAACAAAACAUGGACAGGCAGUAGCAGGUUGGCUGGCAGGCAAGUAGCAGCAAGAGCAUGAUAUCAGGAGUUUUUGGGAGGGUUGCUUUGCACGUCUUUUUUUGUUUUACGACGAGUUUCUUUUUGGGUAUACUACUUAGACUAGCAGGCAGACAGAACAGAGAGCAGUGAAUGAGUUUUGGUCGUUCGCACCUCUAUCAAGUCUUGAACAUCUAGUGAGUAAUUCAUACGUGCUG